UUUUAUUUCCAUUAUUUGUUAAAUACUCGUAUUCUCUGUUUUGCCCAGUACUUGUUUGUUCUUCCUUUAUUUGCUUUUUGCAAAACAAAACCAUGUUUUACUAGUGUUUAUCGACAUGAUUAUAGCGUAACCAUCACGGUCCAAACAUUUCAAGUUUUAAAAGUGCAAAGACAAACAUAGACUCAAGGUAAUAACGUUUAAUUUGAAUUAAAAAAGAAAUACUUCUUGAUGCAUUUCUGUUGCCACGCUACGUUGCAAGCCCUGUCAAAUGGCUUAUUACUCUGUACUUAAAGUGAAAAAGAUGAAUAAGCCGGAGGAUUUCGGAUAAACAUUGACUCUUACUCGGUGGCCAAGGAGCAGGACUUGAGCACCGGAUUUUCAUCACGAGAAUGACAACAAUCCAAACAGUUUUAAUUCUUGUUCUUUCAUUCAAAACCAUCGCAGUGGAUACAAAUGAAGAUCAUAAAAUGUGGAUGAGUAGGUUCGCUUCAGAGCCGGUCCAAGCGUUUCUUCGCACGCUAAAAUCCUGUCCCAGUGCAAAAACAGCGAUCUCUUUAGAGAAGAAAGACGAGAUAUUACCUAGAUAUGAUUCAAUCGUUAAAACUAGCGUUCAAGACAUUCCUAGUACAGAACAGACAAAACAAAUGAUGGUUGCCCUGUUUGGGGACGAAGGACUUUAUGAGAAAGAUCAUUUUAGACGAUCAGGAGAAAUCCACAAUGAAGGUUUUGCCUUCAUAACCUUAUGGAAAACGUUUGCAAACAAAAGUGCUCUAUUGAAGGAGAUUCAAAGAUCACAAAAUUCCAGCAUCGGUUCAAGCGUGUUCUCUGUACUUACGCAAAUGAUAUUUCUUCCGAAAGACAUAUCAAAGUUGAAAACAUGGCUGAAGGAAGGAAUAAAGAUUGGUGAGGAAGAAAAUAACAUCACUUGUGGUCCGAAGGUUGUUAUAAAUUAUAAAUGUUGUGAGAUUACAGCAGAACCGAUUCUCGCCCCAGAGUUUGGCUCCAUUGAAAUGGGAAUGGGUUGAAGCAUAGGAUUGUGCUUCGAGUGGCCUUACUUAAUAGAUACUGUAGUCGCAGAUUAAUAUUUUUUAUCAGUGCAGAGAUACAACUACCCCAAAACUGGAGUAGACUCUGGGUAAACAUAAAGUUUGAUUAGUCAAAUCGUCAGAAGGCGCAACGAAUAAGGAGCUGGUCAUGCAGUCUAAAUAAAAUGUUCAACUAGUUUUUAUCAGAUUUUGUCGUUUUUU
Messenger RNA from Dendronephthya gigantea, 1247 nucleotides. RefSeq lists its product as uncharacterized. NCBI's taxonomy places the organism in Eukaryota, Metazoa, Cnidaria, Anthozoa, Malacalcyonacea, Nephtheidae. The coding region runs from base 390 to 1025 and encodes 211 amino acids. The transcript has 3 exons. The record is from RefSeq and is a predicted model, not a curated record.